AUGAACUGCCAGACGUCUCCGUCGUCUAUUUUCUCCCCGUCAUCUCUUUCCUCCGCAGUUAUCGCUCCCUCCUCCUCUCUCGUCUGUUCAUCACUACCCCGUUCCUCUCCCCUUCCGCGUCAGCUCAAUUCUCACCUCAAUUCGUCCACGACCCGCUCCCAUGCCGCUUCUUCCGUGUUUCGCGGCGCGUUUGACGGCCUGCACCUGGCUGAUGUGUUCCAACACGCGCAUCUGGCGGUCGCGCUGGUGCGUAUAGAACAGGAGGGGGCGGCGCUGGUGAUGGCGAGAACAGGAGGGAGCGACGCUGGUGAUGGAGAGCCUGGGAGUGCAGCAACACCACCUGCACGAGACAGCGCUGGCGCGGCUCAAAGGCGAGCUGGACCAGGACGGGCGCUCUCCUCUUCCUUGUUGACUGCAUUGACUGCGUUGACUUUCAGCUUGGGAGUGCUGCAGCAUCGCCUGCAUGAAGCAGCAUUGGUGCGCCUCAAGGGCGAGCUGGACCGGGAUGGCCGCUCCUCGGAAUUGAUCACCAACCCCUCCUCGCGUCCCUCCACCAGCCCCACCAGUCCUAGUAGCAGCAAGAGUCCCAGUUCGCCAGUCCGCAAGGGGCGUGGGAAGAAAGCAGCAGCGCAGCAGAGCGCGUUGGAGCAGUUAUGCACGGAUCUAACAGCCAUGGUUGCGCAAGGGGAGAUCGACCCGUCCCACCCCACGCUACCCCAACCCACCCUACCGCAUUCCUCCCUAUCCCACCACCAACCAGCAGCGCAGCAGAGCGCGUUGGAGCAGUUCUGCACGGAUCUAACGGCCAUGGCGGUGCAGGGAGGGAUCGACCCCGUGAUUGGCCGAGAGGAGGAGGUCGCCAGGGUGAUCCCCGCUCAUCGAACCAGCAACAACCAGCUGCUGCUAGGCGAACCAGGGGUGGGCAAGACGGCUUUAGAUCCUUGCUCGUCGCACCGUGAACAACCCUCUGCUGCUGGGCGAGCCAGGGGGGGCAAGACGGCCAUCUCCCCCUUUUCUAUGCCUCUGUUCGUCCUUUCGUCCCCUCUCUCACUCUUCCAUUCUCCCGCCCUCCUCUCUUGCUCCUUACCCCCUCAGAUCCAAGCUCGUCGCACCAAGAACAACCCGUUGCUGCUGGGGGAGCUGGGGGUGGGCAAGACGGCCAUGUAUAGCCCUCUUUUCACGCAACCGCUUCCCCCUGUUUCUCACCUCCCAAUUCUCGCGUUUUCUCCUUCUCCUCCCCCUCAGAUCCUCGCUCGUUGCACCAAGAAUAACCCUCUGCUGCUGGGCGAGCCAGGGGUGGGCAAGACGGCCAUAGCGGAGGGUUUGGCGCUGCGCAUCGCCGAAAACGAUGUGCCACCGUUCCUGCAGGUGAGAGGUCAUGUUGCUGGGGUGGAAAUGGGGACGGCCAUUGCAGAGGGGCUGGCGCUGAGGAUCGCCGAGAACGACGUGCCACCGUUCCUACAGGUGAGCGGUGUUGUGCUGCGGAGGGAAUGGGUUGACAGGGGGACAGGGUGCAUAGCAAAGGGGUUGGGCAAGGCAGCCGUAGGGGAGGGCUUGGCGGGAAAGCGCCUUCGGUCGCUGGACAUGGGGAGGGUGAUGGCAGGAGCAAAGGAGAGGGGGGAACUGGAACUCAGAGUGACUAUGCUGGUGGCAGAGGCGGUGGCAGCAGCGGGGGAGGUGAUCCUGUUGAUAGAUGAGGUGCAUACGAUGGUGGGAGCUGGCGCCGUGGGGAGGGGACGGGACGGCGGAGGAUCGGGAUUGGACAUCUCGAAUCUGCUCAAGCCUGCCUUAUCACGCGGCCAGAUUCAGCUGGAGCCGCAGGAAGGGGACGAGGCAGGUGGGGGUUCAGCUUCAGACAUCUCUAAUCUGCUCAAAACUGCUUUGACUAGGGGAAAGAUUCAGUGCAUCUCCACCACAACCACCAAUGAGUUUUGCGAGCACCUCGAGAAGGACAAGGCUCUGGCUUCGCAUCUAAUGCACUCCCACUUGCCCCCACCCUCCCCUCCCGCCCGCUUACACUCUAACCCCUCGCUUACACACCUUCUCCUCCUCAACCACCAGUGCAUUGCCACAACCACCACCAAUGAGUUUUGCAAGCAUCUGGAGAAGGACAAGGCUCUGGCUAGGCGCUUUCAGCCAGUCACUGUGGACGAGCCUUCAGAGGCGCUUUCAACCCGUGACUCUGGACGAGCCCUCAGAGGUGAGUGGGAUGCUCUUUUAUCGUGUGCGGAGAGGGCCAAAGCAUUGGCCAUGCGGUUUCAGCCGCUGACUGUGGAAGAGCCAUCAGGGGUGAGUGGGUGGCUGUGUUUUGAGUCGACUCAAAAGUUUCAGCCGCUGACCAUGGAAGAGCCAUCAGGGGUGAGUGGGUGGCUGUGUUUUGAUUCGACUCAAAAGUUUCAGCCGCUGACCAUGGAAGAGCCAUCAGGGGUGAGUGGGUGGCUGUGUUUUGAGUCGACUCAAAAGUUUCAGCCGCUGACCAUGGAAGAGCCAUCAGGGGUGAGUGGGUGGCUGUGUUUUGAGUCGACUCAAAAGUUUCAGCCGCUGACUAUGGAAGAGCCAUCAGGGGAGGCGGCUCUGGCGAUUCUGCACGGCCUGAGGCACCUAUACGAGGCACACCACAAGUGCACUCUCACGGACGAUACUCUGGCAGCAGCAGUCACCCUCUAUGCUUGUUUCAUCCCCGAUCGCUGCCUGCCCGACAGGGCAAUUGACCUGAUAGACAAGGCGGCUAGUAGGAGCAGGGUGGAGGGCAGCAAGGGGAGGAGGCGGCGGGCGAGUGGGGUGCUGGAGAGGGGUGCAGAGGAGUACUGGCGGGAGAUUCGCAUGGCGCAGGCUGCACACGAAGCGGUGAGAAUGGGUGCAAUGCGUGCCUCAAAGCGAGAAGCCUGUAGGAGCAAGGUGGAGGGUAGCAAGGGGAGGAGGAGGAGGGUGAGUGGGGUGCUGGAGAGGGGUGCAGAGGAGUACUGGCGGGAGAUCAGGAUGGCGCAGGCUGCACAUGAAGCGUGUGGCAGUAGAGCAGCGGCAGGGGAGGCGGCCUGCCGCAAAGCUCUCACCUCAUUCACCUCUUUCCUCUCCCUCUGCUGUGUUCCCUCACUCCUCAUCUGUUACUCCUCAUCUGUUCCCUUGCUCCCCUUUUCCCUUGCUCUUUUGCUCCUUCGUUCACUUGCUCCCGCAUAUGCUCGCCAGAAUCCCUUCACCUCGCUCACCUCAUUCCUCUCUCAAGACCACGUUCAUGCCGACACCACCACCGCUGCUGAUGCCGCUGCUGCUGCUGGUCGCUCCAAGAGUGGCAUCACUGGCAGUGACAAGGAGGACGGUCUCACAAACAAUCACACCCACGCUGACACCACCACGGCUGCUGACGCCGCCGCUGCUGCUGGUCGGUCCAAGAGUGGCAUCACUGGCAGCGACAAGGAGGAUAGCACCACGGCUGCUGACGCCGCUACCGCUGCUGGUCAGUCCAGGAGUGGCAUCACUGGCAGUGACAAGGACGACAGCCCCACGGAGAUCACAGCAGAGCACAUAGCAGCAGUGGCCGCCCACUGGACCGGUAUCCCCCUGCAGCAGCUCUCCCUCUCGGACCAGCAGCACCUGGCAGGGCUGGAAGAGGCACUAGAGACGCGCGUGGUGGGGCAGGGGGCAGCUGUGCGGGUGAUAGCACGGGCGGUGCAGCGAGCGAGGGUGGGGUUGAAGGGGGAGGGAAGGCCGGUGGCGGCUCUGCUGUUCUCGGGACCUACCGGGGUGGGGAAAACGGAGUUGUGCAAGGCACUGGCAGCUCACUACUAUGGAUCGGAAGAUUCCAUGAUUCGUCUAGACAUGAGUGAGUACAUGGAGCGCCACGCUGUCAGCAAGCUGAUUGGAGCGCCGCCCGGCUACGUGGGGUACGGCGAGGGCGGCAAGCUCACGGAGGCCGUCCGCAGGCGGCCGUUUUGUCUUAUUCUCCUGGACGAGAUCGAGAAGGCACACCCGGACGUCUUUAAUCUCCUGCUGCAGAUUUUCGAAGACGGGCGGCUUACUGACUCGCAGGGCCGCCACGUGUCGUUCAAAAACGCCCUGAUAGUCCUGACGUCCAAUGUGGGCUCUCAGGCCAUUGCAAGGGGGGGCACCCACCGAAUCGGCUUCCUCACUCCAGGAGAAUAUGCAUCUGCUGAUGGGAAUAGGGGGAGAGAUGGGGGCAGAGAGGGACGGGCGGAUGCGGGGCGGUAUGCGGCGAUGAAGGAGGUGGUGAUGGAGGAGUUGAAGGCGCAUUUUCGACCGGAGCUCAUGAAUCGGAUUGAUGAGGUGGUGGUGUUCCGAGCACUGGAGAGGGAACAGUAUGCGGCAAUGAGGGAGGUGGUGAUGGAGGAGUUGAAGGUGCACUUCCGGCCUGAGCUGAUGAAUCGCAUUGACGUGGUGGUGGUGUUCCGAGCAUUGGAGAGGGGAACAGCACAAGUGGGGCGGUAUGCAGCGAUGAGGGAUGUGGUGGUGGAGGAGUUGAAGAUGCACUUCCGGCCAGCGCUCAUGAAUUGGAUUGAUGAGGUGGUGGUGUUCCGAGCAUUGGAGAGGGGAACAGCGAUGAGGGAGAUGGUGGUGGAGGAGUUGAAGGGGCAUUUCCGGCCAGAGCUGAUAAACCGGAUUGAUGAGGUGGUGGUGUUCCGAACUCUUGAGAAGGAACAGAUCCGAGUGAUUGCUAACAUGAUGGUCAAGGAGUCGGCUGAUAGACUUGCACAGAAGGGAAUCAACCUGGAAAUUUCUGAAGUACUCAUGGAGCGGAUUUGUGAGGAGGGGUACGACAGGGCGUAUGGGGCGCGUCCACUGCGAUGUGCCGUCACGCGAUUGGUCGACGAUCCAAUCAGCGAGGCUGUGCUGGCAGCGGGGGAAAGCAGCAGCAACACCAGGCACCGCCACCGCCGCGUCAGCAGCAGUGACCUGUCGGAAUCUCUACCAUCCGUUCCUUCGCUGCUGCUCCCUGCGAUCGCAGCUGACGCCAAAGAAGAUGACACCAGCGCACCCCUGGGUGACGUCAGCGGGGUCAGGGAGGGCGCGUUCACAGCUGGCGACACAGCACUGGUGGAUGUCGGGGAGGAUGGGGAGCCGGUGGUGAUCCGCCUGCCUCGCCCUGACGUGUGUGAGAUGGGUCUGUGCCUUCCGUUUCUCAAGCUCCCUGCUGCCGCUGCUCCCACUCUCUCCCUCCCUGACUAA
Molecule: messenger RNA, 5181 nt
Organism: Closterium sp. Naga37s-1
Lineage: Eukaryota; Viridiplantae; Streptophyta; Zygnematophyceae; Desmidiales; Closteriaceae
Source: the annotation of a GenBank genome assembly